UCCUCCUCCUCCUCCUCUCCGGCUGUGGUUUUCUGUGUCAGUUUCAGGAGUCCUGAGCCUGAGCUAAACAAAAGCAGGAGGCAGAAGGGGCUGCUGGAGUUUGCAGAGACACGGAGAGGAAGGGAGGCUCUCUCUGCUUUGCCUGCUGCCGCUGCUGGGGGAGAUCUGGCUUUUGCAACAGCCCACCCCCUUUGAGAUCACUCUGGCUGGGGGUGGGGUGGGGGGUGGCGGGGGGUGGGGGGAAAGUUUGCAUUGCAAUCCCCCUGCCUUCCUCUCUUUUCUCCAGAUCAAUGCAUAUUUGCAAAAGGAUUAAGCCACAGAUUUAAGCUCUGAGAGCCCAUUUCUGCUUUGCAAAGGAGCCGGGACUAAAAACAACCCAAAAUCCAGCUCUGAUUUCUUUUCACCAAGUGGGAAGGUGGUUUAUUUUUCUUGCUUUUUGGAGUCAACACCCUUCCUCAUCAGCCCUCAUCCCCACCCUCACCCUGCAACCCUUUCACGCCCCCCCUUCCUCUCCCCACUCCCCAUCCUCCCACCAUCCUCUAAAAGAGGCAAAGGGAUUUUUUUUUGGUUCCCCCCCCCCCCUUUAUUCUGAAAAGGAUUUGGAGACAGCUUGAACGAUAAAAAGCCUUGGUAGUUCCAAGGAGCCGAGCAGAGGAGAAGAGGAGGAAACAGGGGCUGCUGUUGCCUUUGGAGAUGGAUGAUCAGCCCAGGUUGAUGCAUUCCCAUGCUGGGGUGGGGAUGGCAGGACACCCCGGCCUGUCCCAACACUUACAGGAUGGGGCUGGAGGGACCGAGGGGGAGGGAGGGAGAAAGCAGGACAUUGGAGACAUUUUACAGCAAAUUAUGACCAUCACAGACCAGAGUUUGGACGAGGCGCAGGCCAGGAAACAUGCUUUAAACUGCCACAGAAUGAAGCCCGCCUUGUUUAAUGUGUUGUGCGAAAUCAAAGAAAAAACAGUGUUGAGUAUUCGAGGAGCCCAGGAAGAGGAGCCAACAGACCCCCAGCUGAUGCGAUUGGACAACAUGCUGCUGGCAGAGGGGGUAGCAGGGCCUGAGAAAGGUGGGGGAUCUGCAGCGGCGGCGGCAGCGGCAGCAGCAUCGGGGGGAGCUGGCUCAGACAACUCAGUUGAGCAUUCCGACUACAGAGCCAAACUCUCACAAAUCCGACAGAUCUACCACACGGAACUGGAGAAAUAUGAACAGGCAUGCAACGAGUUCACUACUCAUGUGAUGAACCUGCUUCGUGAGCAGAGCCGGACCAGGCCCAUCUCACCAAAGGAGAUUGAAAGAAUGGUGAGCAUCAUCCAUCGCAAAUUCAGCUCCAUCCAGAUGCAGCUCAAGCAGAGCACAUGUGAAGCGGUUAUGAUCCUACGUUCACGGUUUUUGGAUGCAAGGCGGAAGAGACGAAACUUCAACAAGCAAGCCACAGAAAUCCUGAAUGAAUAUUUCUAUUCCCAUCUCAGCAACCCUUACCCCAGUGAGGAAGCCAAAGAGGAGCUAGCCAAGAAAUGUGGCAUCACAGUCUCACAGGUGUCAAACUGGUUUGGAAAUAAGCGAAUCCGGUACAAGAAGAACAUAGGUAAAUUUCAAGAGGAAGCCAAUAUUUAUGCUGCCAAAACGGCUGUCACAGCUACCAAUGUGUCAGCCCAUGGAAGCCAAGCUAACUCACCCUCAACUCCCAAUUCAGCUGGUUCUUCCAGUUCUUUUAACAUGUCAAACUCUGGAGAUUUGUUCAUGAGCGUGCAGUCACUCAAUGGGGAUUCUUACCAAGGGGCCCAGGUUGGAGCCAACGUGCAGUCACAGGUGGAUACCCUUCGCCAUGUUAUCAGCCAGACAGGAGGAUACAGUGACGGACUUGCAGCCAGUCAGAUGUACAGUCCGCAGGGCAUCAGUGCUAAUGGAGGUUGGCAGGAUGCUACUACCCCUUCAUCAGUGACCUCCCCUACAGAAGGCCCUGGCAGUGUUCACUCUGAUACCUCCAACUGAUCUCCCAGCAAUUGCAUCCCUGACUGACCUCCUGCCCCAAAUGGGGGGGCGGGGGCAGGAGGGAGGGUUUCUCUCCCCAACGCUGAAGCAGUCAGACUGGAGGUCGAAGCAAUCAGCAAACACAAUAAGAGUCUCCUUCUCUUCUCUUCUUCGGGAUGCUAUUUCAGCCAAUCUGGACACUUCUUUCUACUCUCUUCCCUUUCUUUUCUGGGUAGAAGCCACCCCUUCCCCCUGCCUCCAGCUGUCAGCCCUGUUUCCUCCAUCCUCCCUGCACCUUUCCCUCGCCCCGCGGCCUCUGCUACAUCACUGAAGGAUAUUUUCAACAGUUAGAGGAAUUUAAAGAGGAGGAAAAAAAAGACAAAUUACAAAAAAAAAAAAAAAGAAAAAACAUUAAUAAACGUGUUUGUACAUUUUCAUGCUGGUGGUUUGAGGAGCCAAAUUUACCUCACUCCUAGACUAACAGGCAAUCCUUCUUCUCUUUCAGUGUCUCUUGUACUCACACUACCUCUUAGCAGGAAGACGCCACAUUGCCCUCUCCAUUCCACAUGCCCCUCCACCCAUUGCCCUCGGUCUUCCAUUUCUGGGAGCAGUUCUGAAUCAGAGCAGCUUCCCCUUUGUUCUCCCCUAUCCCAGUGACUCUUGGGCAAACCACCACAGAUGGGUUUUUAUCGCUCCCUCAUUUCCAGUUACCACUGACAGGUAGAUUCCCAGUGCUGCCUGCCCAAAUACCAGGGAAUUGGGCAGCAGGGUUGGGGGGGACGGACAGAAAGUGGAAAGAGACAGAAUUUCCAUGUGCCUUCUCUCCCCUCUGCAACAGCUCUUGAUUUCUGAGGCACAGUUCAUGGAGAACAUUCAACAAUCCAUAAGCAUUCAUUAGUUGCUCACUGCAUGUCUAGCCCUAGGUUAGGCAAGGAAAAGGGAGAAGAAACGGGAAGGUCCUUGCCAGAAAGUCUCCAACCAGCCCCUCCUCCAUUCACCUGCUAGCCAAACCUGCUUACCCAUCAUAGACACUUAACAUAAGCAACUAACACUAUGCAUGUGGUGAGAUGAAGAGAAACAAAUCAGCUCUGAGUGAGGGUCACUUUUAGAAGAAAUAGAAGGCAGGGGCCACCCAACAUAAUGGACAGGACAGGCAGGAACGAACAGAAGUAGAGGUAGUUUUUCUAGUGGAAAUUAUUUCCAUUCCCAUCACCACUAGAUCUCUCAGAAAGCCAUAGACGACACCCACAAUGUCUGUAGUGGACUUGUCUUUUAUUUUGGGCGUACUGUACCCAUGGCCAGGUUUCCAAGAACUCUCUCUUUUUGACUCUGAACCCCUUGCUAUAGAAGAGAACAGAAAACAUUGCUCAGUACUGGUCUAGUUGGAACUAUAAACCUGAGAGCAUUGAGGAAGGAGCAAUAAGAAUUUCUUAUUGAAUUCAUCACUUGGG
Sarcophilus harrisii (Tasmanian devil) is the source of this 3416-nucleotide messenger RNA. It is a transcript of the gene PBX1, whose product is annotated as PBX homeobox 1. Lineage: Eukaryota; Metazoa; Chordata; Mammalia; Dasyuromorphia; Dasyuridae. Bases 694 to 1986 code for a protein of 430 amino acids. Gene Ontology annotation, molecular function: DNA-binding transcription factor activity, RNA polymerase II-specific; RNA polymerase II cis-regulatory region sequence-specific DNA binding. The transcript has 9 exons. The record is from RefSeq and is a predicted model, not a curated record. Gene Ontology annotation, biological process: eye development; neuron development; brain development. Gene Ontology annotation, cellular component: nucleus.